GGGCGCUCCGCUCCCCUCCCGCCUGCCCUCCCGCACGCCUCCGAACAGCUGGGAGAAAACAAACAGCCCUGUAGUGCAAGUGAGCUGGAGUCUCAGAGGGAUUAACCCCUCUGGUAGCUGACUUCACAAAGGCUGAAAGCGCCUCAGGGGGAGUGGAGGACGGUACAGGAAUGGGGCUGUGACUACAUGGAGAGCGAGUUCCGGGGCUGCAGCUCAGCCACGCUCUGCUCCACUGACCCUUUUGCGGGGGACCAUGGACAGCAGCAGCUGCUGAGAUCGAGUGCUUGGCAGAAGCAGCAGUGGGCUGAAGAUGGAGAAUGGCACAGCAGACGAGCAGAACCAGACUGGGCUGCCACUAUCGAGCCAGGAGGUCAUUACAGCUGAAUACCAAGUGGUCACCAUCCUCUUGGUCCUCCUCAUCUGCGGGCUGGGCAUCGUGGGCAACAUCAUGGUGGUUUUGGUGGUCCUCAGAACCAAGCACAUGAGAACUCCCACUAACUGCUACCUGGUGAGCCUGGCUGUGGCAGAUCUCGUGGUGCUUGUGGCUGCAGGACUACCCAACAUCACAGAGAGCCUGUACGGGUCCUGGGUGUACGGCUACGUCGGGUGUCUCUGCAUCACUUACCUCCAGUACCUGGGAAUCAACGCUUCGUCCUUUUCCAUCGCUGCCUUCACCAUUGAGAGGUACAUAGCCAUCUGCCACCCAAUCAAAGCUCAAUUCCUAUGCACUUUUUCAAGAGCCAAAAAGAUCAUUAUUUUUGUUUGGGCUUUCACCUCCAUAUACUGUAUGCUCUGGUUUUUCUUGCUAGACCUUAAUACAGUAGCCUACAAAGAGACUACUGUUGUAUCCUGUGGCUACAAGGUCUCCAGGAGCUAUUACUCUCCUAUCUACAUGAUGGACUUUGGUAUCUUUUAUGUUGUGCCAAUGGUAUUGGCCACUGUCCUCUAUGGCCUGAUUGCUAGAAUACUGUUCCUGAACCCCAUCCCUUCAGACCCAAAAGAAAACUCAAAGACCUGGAGGGAUGAUGUGGCUCACCAAAGCAAGCCUGUGAAUUCCAGGAUGACUGACAGGAGUUUCAAUAGCACUAUUGCUUCUCGAAGGCAGGUUACCAAGAUGCUGGCCGUGGUUGUGAUCCUGUUUGCAUUCCUCUGGAUGCCCUACCGCACCCUGGUUGUGGUCAAUUCCUUUCUCUCCAGACCCUUCCAAGAAAACUGGUUCCUUCUGUUUUGCAGAAUCUGUAUUUAUUUAAAUAGUGCCAUCAAUCCUGUAAUUUAUAAUCUCAUGUCUCAGAAAUUCAGAGCGGCCUUCAGGAAACUGUGCAAAUACCAGCAGAAACAGGAGAAGAAACCUGCCAGUUACAGCAUGGCUCUAAAUUAUAAUGUCAUCAAGGAUUCUGAUCAUUUCAGCACUGAGCUAGAAGAUAUUACCAAUACCUACAUGUCCUCUGCAAAAUUGUCCAUUGGUGAUACGUGUUUGUCAUCCAAGGCCUGAGGCUGACCUUGUUCUGAGUAUGCAGCCAUACAAGACGUUUGGAUGCUCUGUUCCUACCAAUUGUAUGAAUUGUAAGGACAUUUCUGCUCACAGAAUUCCAGAAGCUACCAUAAAUCUUUACAUAACUGCCUCUGCCCUACAAGAAAAUGCACCGCCUUACGAGUGAAAAGAGUAUAUUAUUGAGGCUAACUGAAUGAAGUAGUUAAUCUCACUUCAGGCAGGUGAGUUGGCUUCAGUAGAAUACUUAAAUCCUUCUUCCCAUUAACUGAAGAGUGGUCUGUGAUCUCAGAAUGAGCAAGGCUCACCAGGACAUGUCCACGGACACAGAGCAGGGCAGUGGAUGAUGCUCCCUGUGAAGACGAGAGGUGAGGAGAGGAGCUGUUCUAAUGUGUGGCUGUGCUGGGCAGCACCUGGGGGGAACCUUCCAACAGCAGCCAAAAUUGCUGCUAAUAUCAGUAAUUACCUGCCAAUGACUUCCUCAUCCCACUUCCAUGCAAAUCUGAUUGCAGCCAUCAUAGUAUGCUUCAAUAAAAAGGUAUCUGAGGGCAAAGAGCACAAAAUCUUUCUUUUCUUCAGUUUAUUUUUACCUUGAGCAGCAUGAAAUUAGAAGAUCCUUCAAUGAAUUUUCAGCAGGGAACAAACAAAUUAAAAUGUCAGUAGGAAGCAUUUUAAAUAUUUUUUUUUCAGCAAUCAGGUUUAUAGAGGUACCAGAUAUACCACUUUAAAUGUAGGUCUCAGCUAUUAGUGAACUCUGUUGGAACUUGACAGAUAUUGAAGAAUAUGCAACAGGCUUUUACCAGCUCCUUUUAUCUUGGUUCAAUACCAAUUGUGUCUCAGAGCACUAGAAGGGGUUUAGCGCUUUAAUAUUGAUAAUAUCUGGGGAAAAGUGGAAAAUUCAGAGAAAAAUGACACUUCUUAAAUGUUUUUUAAAUGUCUCAAAGUUUAUCUAUUGGAAUACUUUAGGACAUAAAGUGUUGUCAGAAGGGAAGUCAUUAUGGCUUUUUAAUUCCCAGCAUAGCUCCUUCCCUGCUCUUCCCACUCAGACCCAUGAUAAGUAGCCUGGGGCCAGUGUCCCUAAGGCAGCUGCAUGAAAUACAUGAUAUUGUGUCUACAUGUAUCAUGUCUAUCCUGUAUUGCUUCAGCUUUGCUCUAGGCCAGCUCUUGUACUUGCUAGAAGUACAUUUUCUCACUUCUGUGCAGCAGAAGCCCAGGAAAGAGACUGUGUAUUCCUGUUUGUCACGAGCAUUUUGCACAGCUCUUGUACAUGAUAUUUAAAUACCUGUAAAUACCUGAUUCACAGAAUUGCAGAACAGGCUGAUAUGGGAGUGACACAGAAAGAUCAUCAAGUCCAACUCCCAGCCCUGCACAACCCAUCCCCAAGAGUCACAAAGCUGCUCAGUGUGAGUGAAAGAGGUAGCCUCUACAGCAUUGUAAGGCUGUAUUCCAGUAUAUAAUCCAGAAUAUUCCAAUAUUCUUUUCCCUACACGGCCACUUCCAUAAUUCAAGCCACUUUCACUAAUAUUCAACUAUAUUUGCAAACUUAAAGAGAACUAAAUAUACCCUGAUAGGCCUUGGAUUUGAAUGUUAAAGCCAUGAACCUGUGUCUGUUGCAUCCAAAGGAUCUUUUGGGCAUUCACUACAAGGAGAGGAGGAAGCAAACAAAUAGCCCAGAGAGGUUGUGGAGUCUCCCUCACUGGACAUAUUUAAGAACCAUCUGGACUCAGUCCUGUGCCAUGUGUCCUGGGAUGACCCUGCUUGGGCAUGGACCAAAUGACCCACUGUGGUCGCUUCCAACCUGACUCACACUGUGAUUCUGUGAUUUUGCAAACAGUCUGUAUCCUGCUCUGUCUGCAUCCUCACUUUAACUCCUGCUUUACCUUUGCAGAGCUCAGUAGGCUCUUUCCAGCUUGGCAGAGUGACUGCAGGGAUGGAAGGAACCAACAGCAAGGUUUUAACCAGCAGUGUAGGUGUGACAAAAUCCUAGAAGCUGGCAGAGCUUUGUCUGAGCAGAGCCAGCAGCGGGACCCAUGCAGGCCAUGUUGCAAUCUUUCCCAAAUCCUGUGCCUUUCCCAGCUUGCCAGGUUGUCUAUCUGAGCAGCACAGGCCACCAGGCAGGCACAUGCAGUGGGGUCUUUUUCUGUAAUGAUGUCUGCAUCCCCACAGGACUGGAAGGGCAUGCCCAGACUGCUCUUAAAAUAAUAAGGAAGGACUAAAAUGACAGAGUAAGUCAGGUCUCAGCCAAGUAUGCAAAUUGGCUAGGACUCAAGAGUCAGAGAGAAGGAUACCAAUGUAUUCUUAAAUUAGUACCUAGCAAUUAAUCUCAUAAAUACAAUUCUGUAGCUGUGACACAGCUUUGGGCAAACCUUUCCUUUGUAGAGCUUAAAGUGAAAAUAUGGAAUUCUAUGGCAUUUUACUGCUUACACUUGCUUAAAGCUACAGUUUGCCAUGAUAAGGGAAAGCCAGGGAGAGGUACCACAACCUGUGUAACAUUUCCUCCAAAGCACCUGUCACAGAGAAAUUGAAUUAUCCAUAAACCUUAUGCAGGAAUUUAUGGUUGCUUAGCCAAGAGACAUUCAAAGUGAAGACAAGUUCCUGUGUCUGACUGAGAAAGGUCUUUGUCUGACUUUGCAAACUCUUGAUGAAGACUGUUUGCUGCUUCUGAGAGCUGAUUCCCAGUCUGAGCUGGAGGGAGAGGCUGCAGAGGUGGCCUCUGCAGAAGUGGAGAUGAUGCCUGGACGCUCCUUUUGCUCUUCACAUGCUGUUUUCAGUCUGGCACCUUUUCAUUUGUGUUAGAGAAGGCCCUACUUUCCAGAAUAUCUCAAGAGGUGCGAGAACUAGUUGCUUUUCUUACUUUAAAACCGAGAUGUGCAGGACUAGCAGCAGGCAAAGAGAGCAUUCCAUGGAAACCCGACUGUCUGGUGAGGAGCACAACUGGCUGGGUGAAAAAUGAGCUCAGUAUUUGUAUAAUAACAACCAUAAAAACUUACACUUUUAUCUCAAGGCUUUCAGAGCACAGACUGAAUUACAGCUUUUGCAGACCAACAGUACCAGAAGUGAAUUCUCUCCUUUAUUUGCCUUUUUGCUCAAAAAGUAACUACCUGCUUUCUCAGCCUCUGCUCCACCAGAUGCUCAGGUGAGGUAUUUAAGCACAUAUUCUUUGUGAUGCUUCAUCAAGGGCUAAAAUCUGUGUAGGUAACUGUAUCCAUCAUCACCAGGAACAACAAAAAUGAAAAGAAAUUGUUUCUUUCUGGUAUUUAUUUGUGCUAACAGAAAUUAUUAUGAUUGCAAAAUUGUGUGCAGAAACGCAAUAUUUAAAAUGGCAUAUUUAAGCUGAGUUGUGAUUUUAAUUGAUAAUGUGAUGUGACUGUAUCUUUAUAGAUGUUAGCUCUGAAAUCCAUGCUGUUUUUAUAUAUAGCUAACACAACAAAACUUUUUCAGACAUCAUGUUAAUGUGACUAUUUCUGUUUGCCCUUGUGUUUAGGACAGCAAUCUUUUUUCUUGUACUCAAGUGUUGUAAAGCAUAUAUGUGAGCAUGUAUUUUUUGUAAAUUAUGUGGUUUUAAAUGUAUUGAUAAUUAUAUCAAAAUUCUUUUAGCUGGAAGUGAAAGUGGCUGGAUGUCAACUACUGACUGCAGCAAUAUAACUAUCUUUGUAUAUUUAUUUUGUGGAGAGAAAACUCCUUUUUAACAUUAGUCUGAAAUAAUUGUCUGAUUGAUAGCAAUAUUGAAAUCCAUGCCUAUAUCCCUAUUUAACAUCUUUUAUGUAAGGGAUUGCAUUCUUAUUGGACUUUUAUUUAGAAGUUUGUCCAGAAUGUGACAGAAGAGGUGCUACUUUUGCAUCUGGCUUGGGGAGAUAUGCUGCUUCCUGUCUGAAAUGAUGAGAUUUCAGAACCUUCACUGAAGGUAAACUGUGCAGCUGAGAAAGGUCAGGUCUAUUUGUAACACACUUUGGUUCGAAUUAUCACAUGACCUCCCUGAGUUCAGAGUAAAGGAUGUAUCAAAGAAGCUCCAAUGUGCUGUAAAAGGGUUUAUGAUGCUCCUCUGGAAAUGGAUGACACAAGUCAAAUGAUAAAAAUUUCACUAGCAUCCCUUCAAAAAACAAUUAUCCAGCAAAAUGGACUGAAGGACUUAUUCUACUUCAGGAGCUGCUGCAGUACCUCUCCAGCUACACAGUGAAGGCUUGGAUCAGUCACUUUGGACACACUCACACCCCCCAGAUCUGAGCACUGUCACCAUUGAAAAUAAAACAUUAUUUCCAGAAUGUGAAAAGAUAAAUUGUUCUUUCAACAGUGCUAUGUUUAUUUAUUUCUCUGCUAUGUGUGUGUACCACUGUUUCUUUUGCCACAAACUGCAGUGAAAUUUGAAAAUUAUCUUUCUAUACUUUAUAUCUUCUUCAGACAGAACUGUUUCUUUGCUCUUUUGUUCUUUUCAAUAAGAUUUGUUUUCUCAUGAUCCUUUCAUUACUACUGGGAUACAGUGAUACAGCAAGUGCUAGUGAAUUGGCUCAGCCAAAGUUGAUUUGGACUCCUGAAUUCAUUCAUUUGAAUAGAUGAAAUCAAUGGAAUUGAUUUAAAUUCAAAUCUGAAUCUUGGAAAUUUGAAUUCUAACAAACUAUGUAAAAGAGACUGGUUUAGAGGGAAUUUCUUCUUCACCUACCCAGAGUAAUUCCUGUUUCAUUCUAUCACUUCAUGUGGUUUAUAUAUUUGGUUAUUAUAAAUAUUGUGAAAUUGUUCAGAGAAAUGUACUAUUGAUAAAUGUAGAACAAUUUCUGUUCAAAAUAAGCAUUUUGUAAUUCUUGGAUGCAUGCUACUGUGGGGAUUAAUUUGUAAUGGAUUUUUGUUGCUACUCUAAUAAAAUGUUGAGCAAGACAA
Molecule: messenger RNA, 6361 nt
Organism: Cyanistes caeruleus (blue tit)
Lineage: Eukaryota; Metazoa; Chordata; Aves; Passeriformes; Paridae
Source: RefSeq, a predicted model, not a curated record